This is a messenger RNA of Neolamprologus brichardi, 1178 nucleotides long. RefSeq lists its product as uncharacterized. NCBI's taxonomy places the organism in Eukaryota, Metazoa, Chordata, Actinopteri, Cichliformes, Cichlidae. The record is from RefSeq and is a predicted model, not a curated record.
UUGGCUGUCAGACAGUUCAGAGUGAGACUCAGCUGCCAUCUUUGUGGAGGAACAACAGCUCUGUGACAAAGGCUUCCCAGCACUGCCCAGGGGACCCCAAAUGUUGAGGCAGGGAAGAAAUGGAAGAAAGCUAUGAAACAUUUGAAGAGGAGUUAUGGCCACCAAGAGCAGAUCCUCCUCCACAGAAACCUGUUAGGCAGAUCCGCAAACCAGAAAUGUACGCUACCAGAAAAAUCAGAGAGGAAAUGGCUCCAGCUCCACAGCAGCCAGCACCAGAACCCAAGACUAUAACCAGAGAAGUCAGUUUCCCCAAACCAACAUCCUUGCACAAAACCUUGUCCAUUCAGAAUCCGACUCAGAUCGAAACCCCGUGGGAGAACGUCACCCUGAACCGCUGUUUGCUUGUGGCCAUUACCAUCCUGGUGCUCACCUCAGGUUUUCAGAGGCUCAAUGAAACCUUACGUGGUCACAAAGCAGUUGAAGAGGAAGAAACUGGACUGACAAUGAGGCGAUCAGGCUCACUGCGACACAGAAGACCACUGCCGGAGCCUGAAACAUCUCUGUGGGAAGUCGUGUUUUGGUGGCUGCCUGACUUUGAUGACGAGGAAGAAGAGGACGAUGAUGAUGAUGGAGAGGUUAAAAGGGGAAAAUCAAAGAGAGGAGCAACAGCACGAGGAUUAAGAGCUCUGAGAAACAAACCACUUCCAGAUAAGAAACUCAUAAAGCAAAGAGAUAAGAAAUUAAAGGACAGGAGAGCCACGAAAGCCAGAAAUGAAGAAAUCAAAGUAAAGAAAGGUAGAGACAAAAAAGGUGAUCCUGAAGAUGCAGGAGAUGAGGAGGCUGUUGCUCAGGAAAAUAAGAGGUCAGAGGAAAAGAAAGAAAAGAAAGAGUCCAGAAGUAUAACUUCACUCUAGUAGAAGCUAUUUUCUCAUCAGCUGGUAUGAUUUAUUCAUUAUUAAAAGGUGGCAAUUUUGUCAAAAUCUAAGCCUUAAAGUGUGCUUGCAAUUAAAUCUUCUAACACGACUUUCAGUGCUGUUAUAGAUUUGGAUGCUUUCUGGUGGUUUGGUGUAUUAAUGCUUUAUUUCAAACGGAGGCAUUUUGUUAACCAAUUUGUUUUUCUGGUUCUGACAGGUGGCACUGAAUAAAUUAUGCCCAUUCAAAUGCAGUUAAAAUGUCAA